This is a messenger RNA of Rhodamnia argentea, 2198 nucleotides long. RefSeq lists its product as uncharacterized. Bases 496 to 1701 code for a protein of 401 amino acids. Lineage: Eukaryota; Viridiplantae; Streptophyta; Magnoliopsida; Myrtales; Myrtaceae. The record is from RefSeq and is a predicted model, not a curated record. The transcript has 13 exons.
UUCAAAGGGAAGAAGAUGAGGGUCCUAUCCUUUGCACCUUCUGCUUGUGCUUUCUGCUCACCAAGAAACGCGGUCACAGCUCGUCCCAGCUCUCAAGUCUCGAUUCCCAUUCACCACCCAUUCGUUCCCGAGGCUUGAGUUCGGGGCCUAACUCAAGCUAAUAUCUGUAAACUUAAGCUUUAAUAGUAGAGCUGAGUCGGUUCAAGCUCGAGGUUGGUAGAUCGUGCCCUGCGGUGAGUAUUGGGCCUUCACAUUUUACGGCGAGUUGAGUUCGAGUAUUAAGCUUUGUCGGUUUAAACUCAACUUUGAUUGCAUUGCUGUAAAGCACUGCACUUACGUCUUGUUGACCUCAGGCGGUUAAAUUGAACUGACUUGUCAGAUUCUAGAGGAGGCUGAAAACCAAGUUGGGAACUAAGCAAAAAAUGCAUUGUAUUACACUGAGAGGUUUCAAAAGCAGUGGAUUCAUUGUACUCCGAGUUCAGAUCUGUAGAUGUGAUGGUGGCGAAGAACACAGCCCGUGUACUUAAAGCUUUUCAGAAUGGUCGAAUUGGAUCCCAUGUAAGGAAGCAUAUGCUUUUGUUAGCUCCAGAUGCUAAGUUUGAGCACUUUGGCGGAUGCACUGGAUAUGGUCAUGAAGAAGCAGGUGGACGUGAAGCACUUGACCAGGCUUUUGCAGACAUCUUUGGGGCUGAAUCAGCAAUAGUACGCUCUCAGUUCUUCUCAGGCACUCAUGCUAUAACGUGUGCUCUCUUUGCCAUUCUGAGGCCAGGGGAUGAGCUUUUGGCAGUUGCUGGGGCUCCCUAUGAUACUCUACAGGAAGUUAUUGGCACGAGGGAUUCUCACGGGCUGGGUUCGUUGAAAGAUUUUGGAGUGAAGUACCGGGAAGUGCCACUUGCUGAGGAGGGUGGACUUGACUGGAAUUCGCUUUCCAGAGCUGUGGAAUCUCAUACAAAAUGUGCACUGAUACAAAGGUCUUGUGGUUAUUCAUGGCGUAGGAGCUUAAGUGUCAAGGACAUAGGCAGGGCAAUAAAGAUGAUAAAGGACCAAAAUCCUAACUGCUUGGUGAUGGUGGAUAAUUGCUAUGGUGAAUUCGUUGAAGGAAUUGAACCUCCAAUGGUGGGUGCCGAUUUGAUUGCUGGAAGUUUAAUAAAAAACCCGGGGGGAACCAUUGCACCAUGUGGUGGAUAUGUUGCUGGCAGAAACAAAUUGGUAAUGGCUGCAGCUGCUCGUCUCUCUGCACCCGGGCUUGGAGUUGAUUGUGGGUCAACCCCUGGCGAUAUUAUGCGUGCAUUUUUCCAGGGAUUGUACCUUUCGCCUCAAAUGGUUGGUGAGGCAGUCAAGGGAACUUAUCUUGUAGCUGAAGUUAUGGCAUCAAGAGGUUAUCAAGUGCAGCCACUUCCUCGUGCCCCUCGCCAUGAUGUUGUACAGGCAGUGCAGCUUGGUACUCAGGAACGACUUCUUGCUUUCUGUGAAGCUGUCCAGAGAAGCUCUCCGGUAGCUUCAUUCACUAAACCUGUGGCAGGAAUGACUCCGGGCUACGCUUCUGAGGUGAUCUUUGCUGAUGGAACAUUCAUUGAUGGGAGCACGAGUGAACUUUCUUGUGAUGGACCACUAAGAGAGCCAUUUGCUGUAUUUUGCCAGGGAGGCACGCACUGGACCCAAUGGGCUCUAGUUUUGGGAGAGAUUCUGAAAUCCAUAUAACCUCGAGACCGGGCCACAGGGAGCCGAAAGAGUUUCGCAUGAUACUUUCAUAUUGACAAUUUUGCCAUGAAGUCGCAGAGGAAGUUCCAUAGUAAAGGGUGCAGGUUUUGGCUUGGGUCGAGAUGUAACUUGAGUACUGAGGAGAAGGGGGGUAACUCAGUGAGGUGACAUUGAACUCUUUGGAUUUUCUUCCCCUCUUCCUAUUGGAUUCCGCUGCGAUCAAAGUUGUUUAAUAUCGCAAAGGCAGUGGUUAGAAUGGAUGAUCUUGAGAAUUGAUACUCGGCCCAUGUUGCUGUCUUACAUCUCAUGUUAAGAGGUUUUCUUGCUUCACUGCGGGGACCGUCGAGGGCAUGGAGAUAUAUGUGGAGUGUUUCGCAUGCUUAAUGGAGACCCAGAUGCUGAAAUUAUAUGAUCUUUUUCUCGAUUGGAAGACAUUGGUUAUGGUCUUGUCAUUCCAAAUGAGAUAUCAUAUGAAAAUGGGAGAGGUUACAAAAAUA